Closterium sp. NIES-65 is the source of this 1173-nucleotide messenger RNA. The record is from the annotation of a GenBank genome assembly. NCBI's taxonomy places the organism in Eukaryota, Viridiplantae, Streptophyta, Zygnematophyceae, Desmidiales, Closteriaceae.
AUGUGCUCGGUGGGGUCACCGCCAUGGAGCCAUGGGACUCUAGGAGUAUCAGCUCAAGGCUCUGCAGGCUCUCCGUCAGCGACCACAAGCGCGCCAGGGUCGUCGUGGGCACUUAUUUCAUUGGCGGAAGGACAGCAGCGGCGCGCGUUCGGCGGGGCGACCCAGCGAGAUCACGCGGAGGGGAGCGAGGACGUAGGGGUGCAUACGCGGUCCAGGGAUCCCCACCACCCGCGCCCACGAAGCCAGCCCCUGCUGGCAGGGGACGACCAGGACGCACAAGGGAGCCCUCUGGGUUGUGCGGCAGGAGGGCAGCAAGAGGAACGACGGGGCCAGCCGGAGGCACGGUAUGAGAUGACGCCUCCGCGUUCGAGCGGUGGAGCGCUUUCUCCACGCCGUCCAACCUUCGGAGAACGCGCUCUAGUUCGGACGGCGCUUGACGCGCCGUUCCGCCGCGACCAUAACCUCCCCGCUGCCCACGACGCCCAUGCCCACUUGCAUUCGAGUGAGCGGGCGACUGCUGGCGAGAUGGGACGCGUUGGCGCUGGCGACCAGGUGAUCGGCCCCCGUGACGAGGAGAGUAGAGCCGCUGGCGCUUUGACGGCCGCGGCGAACGCGCAGACGGGGACCGAGGGCGAGAAGCGUGCGGAGCAGGCGAUCGAUAAUGUGUGGCUUGGCAACCGGGCGAGCGGUGACGACACGACCGGCGGUCCGGAGAUCGGCUCCUCGAUGCCGCGCGGCGAGGUGAACGUGGUGAGUGCGGUGAUCGCGGCUUCCGAGGCGAUCGAGGCUCGGCGUGACGCUCCACACGGUGACUCUCCUGCCCAUCACCGCGCGCCACUGUCGAACGGCGACGAGGCGAACGUUCCUAGCGCGCCGCAGCCCCUGCGUCGGAGCGCACGACGGACUCCGCGCGCGCAGGCGCUGGUCCGGGCCGCUGAUCUUCGAAACGGCGACGAAUCUGAUCAGCGGCAGCCAGCGGAGCGACAGGGACGCUCGCGGCAGGACGCGCAGGAGGAAGCGGACGGGGAGCGAGAUCGCUCACCACGGAACACCCGCGGUCAGGAGCAGCCAAGGGAUCCAUCGGAGCAGCGUGAUGAUGGCGCUCGCCCAACGGGCGGCCGACGCGGCGGAGACCCCUACCCACACCGCCCCCCAACCUGCACCUGGCGGUAA